UGAUCGAUCGACCGCCGAAAAGAGCUUUUUCUCUCUAUAGCGUUCCGCCUCACCGCGGCAUCUCCCCUCUAAAAGGAAGCACCGGACGCCGACGCCACGUACCGGAGCACCCACCAGACUCCUCCUCCGCAGCUCUGCUCAGCUCACCUCAGCUCCCUCCCCCUCUCCGCAGCGGCAGCGCAGCGAGCGAGCGAGCGACCGGCGAUGAAGAAGUGCGCGUCGGAGCUGGAGCUCGAGGCCUUCAUCCGCGGGCGGGGGCUCGGCGCCGAGCAGAAGCCCGGCACCGCCGCCGUGGGCACCGCCAACGGGCCCUACGGCCUCUUCUCCGCCGCCGACCUCUCCGGCGCCUUCGGCUUCGCCGACGCGACCCUGAAUGGAACAAUUCAGAAUCACUUGUGGUCUCAGUCCCCGAACCUCGGCGCACGGCAUCCCGCGGUCUCCACGACAAUCGAGUCGCAGUCGUCAAUCUAUGCGGCGAGUCCCACGUCGGCGACCAAUCUAAGCAUCAAAGAGAGCCAAGCUUUCGGAGGCACGAGCGGCUCGGACUCCGACAGCGAGUCGAUGUUCGACGACGGUGGCUUGUGCGACAACGGCACGAACCCAACAGACGUGAAAAGGAUGAGACGGAUGGUGUCGAACCGAGAGUCGGCCCGACGGUCGAGGAAGAGGAAGCAAGCUCACUUGGUUGAGCUGGAGACGCAGGUUGAUCAGCUCCGGGGUGACAACGCGUCGAUCUUCAAGCAGCUGACGGACGCGAACCAGCAGUUCACGACGGCGGUCACGGACAACCGGAUCCUCAAGUCGGACGUGGAGGCGCUGCGGGUGAAGGUGAAGCUGGCGGAGGACAUGGUGGCGCGCGGCGCGAUGUCGUGCGGACUGGGCCACCUGGGUCUGUCCCCGGCGGCGCUGAACCCGUGCCGCGUCCCGGACGUGCUGGCCGGGCUGGACUUCCUCCCCGGCGGCCCCGACGACGCCUGCUUCGGGAGCCUGUCCCCGGCCGAGCAGGUGCAGAGCUCGCCGAUGCAGAGCAUGGCCAGCCUGGAGAGCCUCGAGCACAGCAGCAGGAUGCAGCACGGCGGCGGCAGCGACGCCGUCGACGUCUGGGGCUGGGACUCCAGCUCCAACGGCGCCAUGUCCAAGUGAAGCCAUGCACGUCCCUCCCUGCCCGCGUACCUACCUACGUACAUCAAAGUGUUUGAGCUGAUGAAAACUCUUGAUGGACUUGAGUUUUUCAGAGUCCUCUCGUGUCGCGUCAGUCGGUAAUAACUCUGCGUCUUCGCCGUGCCUAUAGCUAUGUAAUAGAACUUUCUACCCAGAGUACAUGUAAUGGUGAGACCAUGUCAGUUAACUGUGAUCUGUCAGUCGGCGGUAAGCUUCAUCAUUUACAGAUUA
Messenger RNA from Triticum urartu, 1392 nucleotides. Its product is annotated as bZIP transcription factor RISBZ4. Gene Ontology annotation, molecular function: DNA-binding transcription factor activity. The record is from RefSeq and is a predicted model, not a curated record. NCBI's taxonomy places the organism in Eukaryota, Viridiplantae, Streptophyta, Magnoliopsida, Poales, Poaceae. Gene Ontology annotation, biological process: regulation of DNA-templated transcription.